AUGGGAGCGCCACUUUGGCUUCGUUGGCUAAAGGUCUAUGCAUAUGGAGGUUGCAUUAUUGGUACCGGGGUUUUACUUUUUAACUAUACUACGCCGACGGAUGAAGAUAUCAUUAACGCUCUUUCGCCUGAAUUAAGAUUGCAGUAUGAAAGGGAAAGAGGUUUGCGCAGAGCAGAGCAGCAGAAUCUUAUGCAGAUUGCAAAAGAAACUUCAGCGAGUAGCAAUCCUAUUUGGCAGACUGGAGCCAUCCAAUCUCCCUGGGAAAAGAACCCAUCCGCUGUAAAGAGUAGUGAUCAUUUUGAGAAGUUGAAGGCUGAUCAAGUGCAGAAGGAAGAGCUUGACAGGAUAAGGAAGCAGUUAGCAGAAAUAAGGGAGAAAAGCGAGCAAAAGACGAAGCAAUUCGUCAAUGAUAGAAGUUGGUGGAAGCUGUGGUAG
This is a messenger RNA of Eremothecium cymbalariae DBVPG#7215, 435 nucleotides long. It is a transcript of the gene CBP4, whose product is annotated as Cbp4p. The transcript has a single exon. The coding region runs from base 1 to 435 and encodes 144 amino acids. The record is from RefSeq and is a predicted model, not a curated record. NCBI's taxonomy places the organism in Eukaryota, Fungi, Ascomycota, Saccharomycetes, Saccharomycetales, Saccharomycetaceae. Gene Ontology annotation, cellular component: mitochondrial membrane. Gene Ontology annotation, biological process: mitochondrial respiratory chain complex III assembly.